AUGGGAAAGAGGGAGUACAGAGAUAAGAGGAAAAGAGCCUUUGACAAUCACCAGUCAGGCUCAGAAAAAGCCCUGACGUGGCUGAACUCUUUGGAGAGACAGAGGACUAACAGGACUGGAAAGGAAAGGAACAAGGCAGACAGGUAUGCACUGGAUUGCCAGGAGAAGGCAUAUUGGCUGGUGCACCGAUGUCCUCCAGGAAUGAACAAUGUGCUAGACUAUGGCCUGGACCGAGUGAGCAAUCCAAAUGAAGUCAAGGUAAACCAGAAGCAAACAAUCACUGCCAUCAGAAAAGAGAUUAUGUAUUACCAACAGGCCUUAAUGAGAUCCACAGUGAAGUCUUCGGUGUCCCUUGGAGGGAUCGUCAAAUACAGUGAGCAGUUCUCAUCCAACGAUGCCAUCAUGUCAGGCUGCCUGCCCAGUAAUCCUUGGAUAACAGAUGAUACCCAGUUCUGGGAUUUAAAUGCCAAAUUGGUGGAAAUCCCAACCAAGAUGCGGGUGGAGAGGUGGGCCUUCAACUUCAGUGAACUGAUUCGAGACCCCAAGGGUCGACAGAGCUUCCAGUACUUUCUCAAGAAGGAAUUCAGUGGGGAGAAUCUGGGAUUCUGGGAAGCCUGUGAGGAUCUGAAGUAUGGAGAUCAAUCCAAGGUCAAGGAGAAAGCGGAGGAGAUUUACAAGCUGUUCCUGGCCCCAGGUGCAAGGCGGUGGAUCAACAUUGAUGGGAAAACCAUGGAUAUCACCGUGAAGGGGCUGAGGCACCCCCACCGCUAUGUGCUGGAUGCAGCGCAGACUCACAUUUACAUGCUCAUGAAGAAGGAUUCUUAUGCUCGCUAUUUAAAAUCUCCAAUCUAUAAGGAAAUGCUGGCCAAAGCCAUUGAACCUCAGGAAACCACCAAGAGAAGCUCGAGCCUCCCAUUCAUGCGGCGUCACUUACGCUCCAGCCCGAGUCCUGUCAUCCUGAGACAGCUGGAAGAAGAAGCUAAAGCUCGAGAAGCAGCCAACACCGUGGACAUCACCCAGGUCAUGAGCAAGCUGGACCGUAGGAGCCAACUCAAAAAGGAGCUGCCUCCUAAAUGAAUCUGUGAUUCUAGAAGGGGUGGGGACAGCAUACCCUUGGGAGAGGCGAACAAAAGAAGGUAGGGUCUAGAAGAUUCCAUUCCCAAUUACUAGGUUAGUAGAGUCAAGACAUAUUUCCCAUAUUCCUCUAAUGUUCUUCAUGGU
This is a messenger RNA of Castor canadensis (American beaver), 1221 nucleotides long. NCBI's taxonomy places the organism in Eukaryota, Metazoa, Chordata, Mammalia, Rodentia, Castoridae. The record is from RefSeq and is a predicted model, not a curated record.